CUCCGUACCACGGGCUGGCCGUCGGCGAAGUGGACAUGACUGCCCAUCUGCCCAUCGAUCCCACUUUCGCGGAGCCCAUAUAGUCUCGCAUGGGAUCCCGGCUCUCUCACGUUGCUUUCUGAAUAUCUGUCAGACUGAGACUCCUGCUCAGCUCACUCAACAUGUUUGCUCCUCUGUUGCUGGCUGCGCUGCCCUUGCUUACCCACGCCGCGCUCACCUAUCGCGGUGCAGACAUCUCUUCCCUCCUCCUUUUGGAAGAUGAGGGCUAUAGCUACAAGAACCUUAACGGCAAGACCCAAGCACUAGAGGCGAUUCUCGCCGAUGCUGGCAUCAAUUCUGUUCGGCAGCGUUUGUGGGUAAAUCCCAGCGAUGGCACCUAUGAUCUGGAUUACAACCUGGAGCUAGCCAAGCGGGUUAAGGCCGCUGGUAUGAGCAUCUACCUGGAUUUGCAUCUGAGUGAUACUUGGGCGGACCCUAGCCACCAGACAACCCCUUCCGGCUGGUCCACCACCGACCUCGGUACACUGAAGUGGCAGCUGUACAACUAUACUCUCGAGGUUUGCAACACCUUCGCGGAGAACGGCAUCGACAUCGAGAUUAUCUCGAUCGGCAACGAGAUUCGUGCCGGGCUUCUCUGGCCCCUUGGCGAGACAAGCAGCUACUCGAACAUCGGCGCCCUGCUGCACUCGGGAGCCUGGGGCGUAAAGGAUUCCAACCUGGCGACAAAACCUAAAAUUAUGAUACAUCUGGAUGACGGUUGGAGUUGGGACCAGCAGAAUUACUUUUACAAGACCGUUCUGGCCACGGGCGAGCUUUUGUCCACGGACUUCGACUACUUUGGCGUCUCCUACUACCCGUUCUACGGCGCGUCAGCGACUCUGGCAUCUCUGAAGAUUAGCCUGGCGAAACUGCAGUCGACCUACAACAAGCCGGUGGUGGUUGUGGAAACGAAUUGGCCAGUCUCAUGCCCGAGCCCGGCGUACUCGUUCCCAUCGGAUCUGAGCUCGAUCCCCUUCUCGGUGGCAGGCCAGCAACAAUUCCUCGAGAAGCUGGCCGCCGUGGUGGAGGCCACCACGGAUGGUCUGGGAGUGUACUAUUGGGAACCGGCCUGGAUCACCAAUGCUGGGUUGGGGUCGAGCUGUGCUGAUAAUCUGAUGGUGGACACGUCCACGGACAAAGUGUACGAGAGCAUUGAUACUCUCGGGGAGCUCUGA
Aspergillus homomorphus CBS 101889 is the source of this 1214-nucleotide messenger RNA. RefSeq names its product arabinogalactan endo-1,4-beta-galactosidase. The record is from RefSeq and is a predicted model, not a curated record. The transcript is spliced from 2 exons. Lineage: Eukaryota; Fungi; Ascomycota; Eurotiomycetes; Eurotiales; Aspergillaceae. Bases 162 to 1214 code for a protein of 350 amino acids. Gene Ontology annotation, biological process: pectin catabolic process. Gene Ontology annotation, molecular function: glucosidase activity.